Desarmillaria tabescens is the source of this 936-nucleotide messenger RNA. Its product is annotated as SH3-domain-containing protein. The coding region runs from base 148 to 780 and encodes 210 amino acids. The transcript has 6 exons. Lineage: Eukaryota; Fungi; Basidiomycota; Agaricomycetes; Agaricales; Physalacriaceae. Gene Ontology annotation, molecular function: protein binding. The record is from RefSeq and is a predicted model, not a curated record.
GCCUUGUUAUCGUUUACUGCUGUGCGUAGUCCGGAUCUGUACGUAUAAAUGUAAAUGCGUGUAGAGCAUCCCGUGGUAAUUCCCGGUUUGACGGUUGAUCGACGAUGAUAACCGUUCUUGGCAAAUACGUGCACUGCCAACAUCGAAAUGGUGUUUUCCAACCUCCCUCAUCACGAGAAGGAUGCGUUCUUUUCACUGCUGGAUGAGUACUUCCAGUCUCGACCGCAGCUUGCUUCUGCACUGUCUGGCAACGGCGCAUCAGAAGCGAGCACGAGUGCCUCGAUAGGACGAGUAGCAGCAGCAGCACAUGCCUUUGGGUCGAAUCUGCCUGCUCCGCCGCGUCGGUCGCCUGGGAGCCCAUCGCCAGACCGGACGCCUGCAGGCCUCGUGUCGAGCAAGAUGUUUGGAAACGUCGAUACCACAUCCAAGGCAUCCAUGCUCACCUCAUCGCUAAAGUCCAAGUCACUCGCACCGCCUCCCAAGACCUAUGCUUCUCCUCCCCCGCCCGCCUUUGCACCUAAUAAGAACAAAUUUGCACCUCCGCCCGUGCGACAUGCCCCGCCGCCUGAACCAGAGCCUGAACCAGAACCGGAGCCAGAGUCAGAGCCAGGCGAGUGGGCGGAGGCGUUGUAUGACUAUGAUUCUGGGGAAACGGGAGACUUGAAGAUACGUGCCAACCAACGAAUCCUGGUUACCGAGAAGAGCUCUGCGGACUGGUGGAUGGGGGAAGUAGAUGGAAGAACGGGGUUGUUCCCUGCCUCGUACGUCAAGCUUUUGUAGGAUUUAUUGAUAGACACUGGAAUACAACUCUGCGUUCUUUCAGCGGCGACGGCGACAAUACUGGAAUGAAUGCCUUGUGUUUCUUGAAUCUUUCUUCCCUGAGGUUGUUCGGUUUGGCACCCGGACGCGUUUCCAGCACGAGUACUCGUGAGUGGA